Molecule: messenger RNA, 6219 nt
Organism: Symbiodinium sp. CCMP2592
Lineage: Eukaryota; Dinophyceae; Suessiales; Symbiodiniaceae
Source: the annotation of a GenBank genome assembly
AUGGCGUUCGUUAUUGCUGUCAUUUAUUUGCUGCACAUGUGCGGUUAUCUGCCGCGUUAUGAUCUGGAGGACGAGCCCGAGGACGACUUGGAGGCCGGGGGUGUAGGCUUUGGCCUAAGUGGCGAGGACGCGGCCCCCACCAUCGAGAAUGCCGUGCUCCAGCUCACCAAGAUUGUCUCAAACCUGACGCAGGCGAAGAAAGGACCGGAUCUGGAGAGUUUGCUCGAUCAAAGUGGAUUGGGGAGCUCCGGGGAUCCUUCCAGCCUCGGGACGGGGAAGAAGAGCGGAGCAGCGCUCAGGCUGCUUACCAAGACGUUCGAGGACUCGCCUCAAGUCAUCGCCGAGUCCGUGUUGAAUCAUAUGAGAAAGGACCUAGGCGGUCUUGCGGGCGUGCGGUGGUCGUGGCAGGUCGCGGGGAUCCUCGACGACCUGGUGGAGAACAGGGUAGAAAAGGCGAAAGCCCGAGCUGCCCUCUUGCUCGGGGCGUCGGACCAAUCUUUCAUCGACGGAGGCUCCUGGAUUAUGAGUACUGUGUCCCUGCUCGAGACGGUGCCCCCCUACCAGGAGUUCUCGAAGCACAGCAUGCCCCAGGCCUCCGAGAGCCAGACGAGUGCUCUCUUCGAUCCGCGAUGGUCGGAGGUGUUCCUUGCCGUGUUGCGGGACCGGGACUCCUUCAACGAGGCGAGGCGCAAGCUUGCAUCCCUGGAGAAAGGCGGCCGAGGACGUGCGAACCAAGGCGAAGAUGGAUCUGCAGACCAGCCUGGAGGACAGAGAGGUCCGAAAGGUGGUGGCAAAGACAAAGGCGGCAAUGGUUCGGGCGGCAAGCUCCUUUUCAGCCUGAGCCGGAGUUUGUCGAUAGACGAGUGGCUGCUCAUACAGGCCGACCUGGUGAUUCGCGACCUGACUCUCCUCGGCAAGUUCCCGGUUCUGGUGCGAGAUCACAACCGCCUGAGCAACGCCGAUCUCAAGAAGUUGGUGGUUAAUGUGCAAGUGAUCCUGCUGAACUACCUCGACCUGGGAAGGCCCCGGCGUGCCCCCGUGAGUUGCACUUCUGCACAGUCGCCUACGGCUGAACAGUGGGAGGUUAUCUUUCGCCUCGAGUGUUUCCUUGAUGCCUGGUUUGAGCUGGGCAUCCUCUCGGCGGAGGAAAUGGGGCGCACGGCCGGCAAGGUCGAAGACUUGGAGAAAGUGCUGGGUUUUCCGGACUUCGAUCCUCGGCCUUUUCUUGAUCCAAUCACUUUAGAAAUCUUCGAACACCCCAUGCGGCAGUCUCUUCAGCCUGGUGAGUUCGAAGGCUCGAUCCCGCGAGUGCGGGUCCACUGCUCCCGUGAGGAGAGAUUGAGGCUGUUCAAGCUCCUAGACCAGUCCCGCAGGAUCCGGCUGUUCCCAGCUGAAGAAGUACGUGCAGAGUUUGGCUCAGGAGUUUUUGCCGUGCUCAAAUCGUUGGAGCUAGACCGCAUGAUAUUGGAUUCUCGACCCCACAAUCUUCUCGAAGUACCUCCUGGCAGGUUUAUUCAGUCUCUCGGAUCCGGAGAAGUGCUGACGCAGCUGCAUUUGGAGGACAGCGAGCGACUGUACUUGUCAUCGAACGACAUUCGAGACUUCUACCAUCUGUUUCGUGUUAAUACUGAACGAUGCAGGCGAAACGUUCUCGUGGGGACCAUUACACCGAAGGAAGCUGAAUGCUUAGGUUGUUUCCAAAAGUACAUGUAUCGCCAUCCUGAACUUCAUGUCGGAUUAUCCUGUUUGGCCAUGGGUGAUACACAAGCUGUGGAGUUGGCACAAACAUGUCACUUAGGCUUAUGUGUCCAAAAGAAGAUCGUGAGCAAGAACACGUUGGUUUCAAUGAGUUUGCCGAUUCCCCGGGGAAAGGUUGGCUGUGGCAUUGUGAUAGAUGACUUUGUCAGCUAUGCCAUCGACUCCCGAGGCUCCGCGGAGGUGGAUUCUCAACCUACAUCUGGAGCGCUUCUCGCGGACCAGGCCCAGGAAGCCUACCGAGAGGUCGAGCUCAUUCCUCAUGAUGAUAAAUCAGUGCGAGACUCGCUCAGGUCUGAAGUUUGGGGUGCCUUGGUCGACGGCGACAGAGGGUACAUUCGAGGCUCGUUGAAGAGGGCUGCACCUUUGUCGCGAAUCAUCCUGAGCGUCCUUCAGAUCGGAGCCGUGACUGCAGGUCUGCUGGAAAUCAUCGCAGGUGUCAUUGCUCUCUUCAUUUACCGGAGGCGACUCAUGUCGCUUCUUGAAUCAGUCUUUUCUGAAACACGAGGACGAGAGCAGGAUGAGGCUUUCAUGCUGAACGAGAAGCUCCGCGAAGAGCUUAUUCUUGCGCUAGGGCUGAUCCCCACCGCAGUCGUCGAGCUCCGGGCUAAGUAUUCUGAUAAGGUCUACGCUGUCGACGCUUCGAAUUGGGGAGAGGCCGUUUGCCAUUGUGAAGUGGGAGCCGAAUUGUCGAAAGAGCUGAGCAGGCACUCGCUUCGCAAAGGUGUGUGGUCGCGACUGCUGAGCCCUGUAAAGGCCAGAGAACGCGGGCACGGCAUUCUUGAUCCCGACCUUGAACUACCUGGAGGCUCUGAAGCUCAGUUCCGAGCUCAUCCCAUCUGGGUCGCCUUGAAUACAGCAGGUCGGUUCAAGCUGUCGUGGUCCAAAGCUGCGAAGCGGAGGAGGCACAUCAACAUAGGGGAGUUGCGUUCAUUCCUGAAGGCAGAGAAGAUUUCGAAAAUCCCGGGGUUUCCUACUCGGUCUGCUGUCGGAGGCGACUCCCAGGUGGCGCUGGGGGCCGUUCUCAAAGGACGGUCAGCAAGCCCGAGCUUGAACAAGGAGCUCCAGGGCUCGAUACCGCAUGUGAUUGGAGGUGGGCUACAAAACUUCUACCUUUACUGCCCGACUAGCAUCAAUACAGCAGUCGACCCCUACACUUUAAGUGGUCUCCCUUCGUUGAGCGAGAUCGCCAAGGAUGUACAGGCAAUCGUGGAUGAUUCGAUGAGUGAUGUUCUUAAGAUUGAGGAUCGUGUGGCGCUUACAGAAUCAGUGCAUAAGUGGUGCGCGCUUCAUCAGGGGACAGUGGAAAGGACUGUUCGCGAGAUCGGGCAGAAUGUCCGACGGGGGCCUUAUAUCCGUCGUGGGCCCAGUGUGACGGCUGCCGAUUUGUAUGAGGGGCUUUUGGCUUCUGAUCCUGUGCUGGGUUUGGCUGCUCUUGAGAAGAAGUUAAAGCUUCGCAAAGCUGGAACAGGGGCGCGUGUGGAAGCAGAGGACUUGUGCAGGCGCCGCUGGGGCCUCAAGCUCGCGGGCUACAUCCAGGAGGAAAGUUUCCGGCAAUUGCAGUUGACCAUGGAAGCCAUCAGCAAGCGGCAGGAGCGUUGCUUGGAGACCAUUCCUUUGUACAGCAUCACUCAGGUUGCACCGCCACCGCGGCCAGAUCCUUUCUGGCCACAGCGACGGUUCCGACAGUGGGACAAUGAUUGGUCCGAGAGCCCGGCCAAGUGGCAGCGAACAGGCAAAGGACGUGGCCAUGGAAAGGGCAAGAACGGCAAGGGGGGCAAGGCCAACCGCGAUGAAUCCAAGGGCGAUGGCAAGGGCCUCGGCGGUGGCAAGGGCAAGAGUGAUCAUGCGCUCUGGACACACACGAUGCAUGCAGUCCCAUCCGAUGUGGCAGCAUUUCCAGAGCUUGGCCGCAAAGGCGGCAGCACCGACCGGGGCACGGGAAGGAGAUAUCAGAUCACACUUACAGCAGCUCUGCACGUCGCGGGGCAGCAGGGCUUGUACUUCAUUCUUGAGCACCCUGAAGAUCUGGGCCGUGUGCCGUCUGGUGAGAGGCCUGCUUCCAUUUGGUCUUUUGAUGGGGUUCGUCAGAUUUGCGCUGGAGGCGAGGUCAGUUGCUGGGCAUUGCAUCAAUGCCUUUUCGGGGCUAUGUCAUGCAAACCCACCCGCUUGUUAUCCAAUUUGCCCGGAGCGUUGAACUUUGGGAUACAAAUGCCAUGUUUCAAUGAUGACGGGGACUACGUGGGGCCGCUCUUGCGCUGCCCGCAUACACAUGCAGAUCGAGCCUGCGGCUUUCAGGAUGGCACUUGGAAAUCGGCCGCCACGGCGGCUUACCCUUCGGAGUUCGCUGCUUUCAUCGCCCGUCUCUCUUUGAGUGUGGUGCCUGAGCUGAGGGCCGUGGCUGACUCCGACCUGAUCCCCGCCAACAUCCCUUCAUCCGCCGAGGCCUUUGCCACGGAGUGCAUCACACGCGGUUCUUUCGAUCGCGCUUCAGUUCAGAUUCUUUUCGACUUGCUUCCUAAGACUCGGCCUCAUAAGAUCACCGGCAGUGCAGAACCUGGCACCGCUUUCUUUGGAGGCACUGUGCACCAGGAGGGUCUCACCGCACCGCGGUCCACUUGUUUUACAUUCCCCGAGUCCAUGCGUGUGAUCAAUGCUUUUCUUCACUCCGUGGACCCGCACCACCGUUACGCUGCUUUUGUUCUCACAAAGAACGUUACUAGUGAGGUUCAUCGUGAUCCGCGGAACGCAGCUGUGCCCAACUUGAUUGUGGCAAUUUCCUCCUUUUCUGAUGGUGGCAUUUGGAUACAGGAUGACUCAGGUACCCAGGUGCGAUCCUUUCACGGCUCGCCCGUCACCGGCACUGUACACUCCUUACAAGACGGACCCGUCUACCUGGAUGCCCGUGGAUGUUUGCAUGACUUGCCUUGCCUUUUCAAGGAAGAUGGCGACAGCCAAUGGGCAUCGACGAGUGCGGAGUUGCUGGCCUCACUUGCGGCGAUGAAAGUCUUUGAUCAUCUGGAAAAGGAAACGGCGGGAGUGCGUGACAACAUCAGGACUGUGGUAUGCGGCGGAACUGACAAUUCUUCGACUGGCAAGCUGCAGAAGAAGGGCUCGAGCACUAAGUGGCCGUUGAUGGGCAUCCAGAUGGCUUGUGCAGCGGCUUUGCAUAAAGUGAACAAGCAGCUCACGCUGCAGUGGAGGCCUAGAGAUGAGAACACUUUGUCGGAUGCCAUCACCAACCACGAUUUUUCGAGUUUCUGCCCGGAGCUGAGAGUUCCUUUGAAGCUGGACGAUCUGCCGCUUGAUAUUUUCCUUCGCAUGGUCCACUCCAGGAGUGCUUUCUUGGAUUCGCGUGUCAGCUUGCAGCGAUUGGUCUCGAGGGAGUCGGCAAUGUCUCGCCGGGAGAAGGAGACGAGCAAAACACCUUGGCUUCAGACGGCAAGAUCCAGUUCGACGCACCGAUUGAAAACAAUGGUCUUCGAGUAUGCCUUCGAUUGCGCGAUGCCUCAAGAGUUCUGUCUCGACUGUGCCAUGGCUCCUUCCUCGGGGGGCGCUGUGGGUGCUGAGCGGAAAAGGAUGAUGGAUUUGGCGGCCAUGGAGGCCGCGACGUCGAGUACUCAGCUGACCCUACCUGUCAGCUACAGAAAGUUCAGGGGAGUUGCGCCGCGCAACUAUGUUCUCAAAGCUAUGCUUGAGGGUGAGCAUGCUUCCAUCGAAGACUUCCUGGAAAGGCUCAAUGAGGAUGCAAGUGCAGUUGUGGGAUCGGCUGUGCUUGUGGAUGAGCUCUUUCGUGUACGUGAAGCCCUCGUUCUUCUCUGGACCGAGCAGCUGACAAAGCGGUGUGAUGGCGACCCCCCUUGGGUGGAGCGCCUCCAGGCGAUGGGACAUUUCCCAAGCACUACCCUGUGGUUUGCUGACGGGGACUUUGGCCUUGCUCCGGCGGAGGCCUAUCGCGAUGCAAGUGUCCAGCAGCAGCGGGGCAGCCGGGAGCAAGUGGCAGCAGCGCUGCCGCCUUCUGGUGGGCGACCUGGUGCUGGUGCGGACGCUGAGCUGGUGACGCAGCCGGCUGCUGGCGAGAUUGAGGAGGAUGCGGAGCUGGCUGGGCCUCCCGAAGUGGAGGCGACCAACCAUGGCGACGCUGCUCUUCCUUGGCAGCCGGACAAAGAGCCACCUAGCCCGGCCUCUCCCUGCCUCCUUGGUAACAUGUUUUCUAAGACCGGCCCGUUCGGGGCCCCCUCCGAGAGUAAAAAAAUGGUUGCUCGCUUGCCUUGGCUGGUGGGCCGGUUGGGCACCUUGCUUGUCGGCCGGCCCAGCAAAGAGGAAGGCAUAUCAGAGGAGUUCAAGGAGCGAGCCAAGCAGCAGCUACGCCGCAUGCAAGCACUCGGACUGGAUGUGUUCGUUUCGGAUUCUGGCGAGAUCUUCUCUCAAGAGGACUUGAAGCAGCUUCUUGGAAUCAAGUAG